AUGUCCGACGCGGCUCACGACCCAACACUCUCAGAUGACGAGGCUGCAAGAGAAGUGACUCCGCCAGAGAAUGGAGAAGAAGGCACGCCGCGACACACCGUCGAAGAGGACGGCCUAGACGCGGAAGUCGAUGAUCUGUUCGGCGAUGAAGACGAUGCGCCAGCCGAUCAGCGCAAGCUCGACGAUGAAGAGCUCGACUCGGGCGACGAUGAGGGUCGAGUAGAUCGCGCCAGAGCGGCAGACGCGGCCGAGGAAGUCGAGCAACAGACCUUCGCCUUCAUGGACGCCGACCUUGCGCGCCAUGCCGUCCCAGAACCCACCGACAAGGAACUCUAUCUACUCAAAGUCCCGCGAUUUCUAUCCUUCGAACCCACCGCAUUCAGCCACAAAACCUUCCAGCCUCCCAUCACAGACCAUCAUUCGAAGCUUGCCGCGUCAGAGCAGUUCUCCGCAUACAACACCGCCAUGUCCACCAUCCGAUGGCGGCGGUCGCCCUCAAAUAACGCCGAACUACAGUCCAACGCUCGUAUUCUACGCUGGUCAGACGGCUCUCUUACUCUGCAGUUUGCGAACGAUCCGACGACUCAAUUUGACAUCGAUGCGAAUACACUUGCGCCGCCGCAGGUCAACCCAAAGAUACCCACACCAACCGCCAUCAAGGAAGACAGGACAGGCAAUAAAACAAGCUCAAAGAAGGAGAGCUACACGUACCUGGUUGCGCCCUAUGAGGAAGCAAACGUCAUGCGCGUAACUAACAAGCUCACAACCGCACUCAACGUGGUUCCCGCGGCGAACCUCAAAGACGCCGCCCUAGAAAAGCUCCAGAAUGACCUUGCCGAACUAGCGACACGCGGCCGCGACGAUUCCGACCAUGCCAUCUCCUUUGUAGACGUGAACGAAGACCCCGAACUCCGCCGCCAACGCGAAGAGGCCACCUUCAAAGAGAAGCAGCGACAAGCCCGCGCUCGCGAAAAGCACGAAGCACGCCAGGCCGAACGCGCAAACCGCACCAUGGGCCGCCCCGGCGGCCGUUCAUCUGGCGGAGGUCUCGACAUCGAUGACCUGGAGGGCGCUCCUCGCGGGCCACGGAAACCACGACAAAAGAGCGGUCUCCGACGGGACUGGAGUGAUGACGACGACUAUGGACGACCCGGCAAGAAUAGGGAAGACGACUACGACGAGGAGGACGACUUCAUUGCGGCGAGUGAUGAGGAGCCCGAGAUUGUCGAGGAUGAUGACGAUGACCUUGACGAUGGGAUCAUGGCAAGUCCGAAGAGGGGGAGGGGUGGCGAUGAUGCUGAUCAUGAUGAGGUUGUGGUCAGUAGGACGAAGCGGAGAAGGGUGGUCGACGAUGACGAAGAUGAAGAGUAG
Cucurbitaria berberidis CBS 394.84 is the source of this 1371-nucleotide messenger RNA. RefSeq lists its product as uncharacterized. The record is from RefSeq and is a predicted model, not a curated record. The transcript is spliced from 2 exons. Bases 1 to 1371 code for a protein of 456 amino acids. Gene Ontology annotation, cellular component: nucleus; Cdc73/Paf1 complex. Gene Ontology annotation, molecular function: RNA polymerase II C-terminal domain phosphoserine binding. NCBI's taxonomy places the organism in Eukaryota, Fungi, Ascomycota, Dothideomycetes, Pleosporales, Cucurbitariaceae. Gene Ontology annotation, biological process: positive regulation of transcription elongation by RNA polymerase II; transcription elongation by RNA polymerase II.